Molecule: messenger RNA, 1437 nt
Organism: Diplodia corticola
Lineage: Eukaryota; Fungi; Ascomycota; Dothideomycetes; Botryosphaeriales; Botryosphaeriaceae
Product: ct20 family protein
Exons: 1
Coding region: 1-1437 (478 amino acids)
Biological process (GO): regulation of transcription by RNA polymerase II
Cellular component (GO): NuA4 histone acetyltransferase complex; nucleus
Source: RefSeq, a predicted model, not a curated record
AUGCCGCCCAAGAAACGCGCCAAACCCUCCACCACGACAGCCACGCCGCACGCGUCCACCCCCAGCAAAACCCCCACCAAAGACCUCCCACCCACCACCCCGGCCGCCACCAGCGCGACCGCCGCCCUCGCCGCCUCCAUCCCCUCCGCCGAAGCCAUCCUCAACGACCCGUGGACCGACGACCAAGAGACGUCGCUCUUCAAGAACCUGAUCCGCUGGAAGCCGACGGGCCUGCACAAGCACAUGCACAUGCUGCAGAUCGCGUCGUCGAUGACGCGCGAGGGCUUCAGCUACCAGCUGCGCCACAACCUGCACGGGCCCGGCAGCAGCCACGACCACGGCUCCGCCAACCACACGCGCAUCCCCGGCAUCUGGAAGAAGCUCGCCGAGCUGUACGACCUCGACGCCCUCGACGAGCGCGAGAACGCCCACGCCCUGGCCGCGUGGCCCGACGUCGCGGACCGCACUUUCGCCUCUGCCGCGCCGCGGAAGCGGAGGAGGGAGAGAGGGAGAGGGACGAGGCGCGGGGGCCGUGGUGGUGGUGGUGGCGACGCCGACGGGGAUGUUGAGAUGGCGGAUGCGGAUGCCGACGCCGUUGCUACUGCCGAGGAGGACGAAGACGACGACGACGCGGACAGCGAUGGUCGGGACGACGAGGAUGGGGACGAUGCGGAGGAAGAAGACGAGGGCCCGUGGUUUGAGCUGCCGGGCGACGAGUUCGCGCAGCUCAUGUGGGACCGCAGGAUUGCCACUCCAAGCGUUGGCUCAGGAGGCAGGGUGGCAGCGGCAGCUGCAGCUGCAGCUGCGGCCGCAGCCGCAACAGGAGGAGGCGGCGGCGCUGGCGUGCACCACGACACCGCCGAUUCGGCCGAGGGAGAUGGCCUGGAGAAGAGUGGCCGUGGCAGGAGAAAGCCGUCGCCCCGCGUCAUGAUCGGCACCGAUCGCAGCAGCAGCAGCAAAGCAAACAAGCGGAGCGAGAGCCCGCCCGCGUGUCCGGAGCUGCUGCCCAAGGUGGGCGAUCCCGCGCCGUCGACCAUGGUCGAGCAGGACGCUGCCGCCGAGGCCGUAGACACGGACGACGCUCGCUCGCACGCCGGGUCGCCCGUGGGGGGCAGGGCCGCCAAGGCUGCUGGAGCCGCGGGUAGCGGCGCGAAAGGAGGCAUGAGAGCGGCGGCGGCGGCAGCGGCGCGCAGCAGGAGCGGCAGGGCCUCGGGCGGUCGCGGCAGCAGCAACAACAACGUCAACAAGGCUCAAUCCGAAGAGGAGGAUGACGAAGACGACGAGGAGAGCAGCAGCGAGGAGGAAGAGGAGAGCAGCGAAUCGCCGCCGGCCAAGGAUGGGGGCAGGGCGGCGCGCAGCAGCGGCAGGAGGACUGCGGCGAAGAGCGGUGGCGGCGGUGGCGGCACUACCAAGAGGACCAGCGGCCGGAAAAAAUGA